Opisthorchis viverrini is the source of this 363-nucleotide messenger RNA. RefSeq lists its product as hypothetical. The record is from RefSeq and is a predicted model, not a curated record. Bases 1 to 363 code for a protein of 120 amino acids. Lineage: Eukaryota; Metazoa; Platyhelminthes; Trematoda; Opisthorchiida; Opisthorchiidae. The transcript is spliced from 2 exons.
AUGGUGAAUGAGAACAAUAUCGGUAGCGUGGAGGUAUUAAAAGUCGCUACCGAGAAGUGUCAAUGGGAUACAAAAGACCACCGGUUAAAAAAGACUGAAGCUCGAGAUGGUUAUCGCGCCAGAUCCCAACGUACACUUGUGGCUGCUCCACUUUGCUUAAUUAACUUUUCAGCCACCUUGACCAGUAAAAGUUCAGUACCGAUGUCCUCCAUAUCCUCUUCUUUCUUCACUACGUCUUGUGUGUCCUGGAAUUCCGAGUCACUUGGGGAAGAGGAAGUACGUGCUGGGAGGGAGAAGCAAACUAUCAGUCAGGAAUGGAAAAAUUUUGCGUCUAACUUGAAGAUCACUAAUGAUAAAAGAUAA